Olea europaea var. sylvestris is the source of this 903-nucleotide messenger RNA. RefSeq lists its product as uncharacterized. The transcript is spliced from 4 exons. The coding region runs from base 1 to 903 and encodes 300 amino acids. NCBI's taxonomy places the organism in Eukaryota, Viridiplantae, Streptophyta, Magnoliopsida, Lamiales, Oleaceae. The record is from RefSeq and is a predicted model, not a curated record.
AUGCGAAGGUUGGACGAUGCAAACCAAUCAUACGUUCCUGCGGGUAUUAUUGGAGAUAUGGAACGCGAGUUUGGUGUACGGAUUACCUACAACAAAGCGUGGAGGGCUAAAGAGAAGGGACUUCCAUUUCUUCGUAGUACACUCGAAGAAAGUUUCCAGAAAUUGUCAUCAUAUUGUCACAUGUUAACCGAGAAAAUUCCAGGAACUAUUGCACACAUUGAACUCGACUCGAAUAAUAGGUUCUUGUACUUCUUCUUAGCGUUCGGGCCUAGUGGCCAAUAUAAGGGAACACUACUAGUAGAUGCAGCGCAAAAUGCUAACCUACAAAUAUAUUCUCUUGCGUGGAGUGUUGUCAAUGGGGAAACAAAUGCAUCGUGGUAUUGGUUCUUUGCAAAGCUGAAAGAUGUCGUUGAUGAUUCAAACCAGCUAGUGUUUGUGUCGGACAGGAAGAAGAGUAUUAAGCGGGCAAUUACGAGGUUGUUCCCACUUUCUCACCACGGUGCUUGCAUCUGGCAUAUCGAGAAAAAUCUUAUUGCUAGGUAUAGCAGUAGCAAUGUCAUCUUCUUAUUCAAGCGAGCAGCGGUAGCGUACCACGUAUCGGAAUUUGAUCAGUUUAUGACACAAAUAAGAACGAUUCGACCGUCAAUGGCAUCUUACUUGGAACGUAUCGGCAUAUCCACCUGGUCACGGGCACAUUUGUUGGUAGCACAUGUUCAUGUCGAGAGUUUCAGAUGCGACAAAUUCCACGUUCACAUGCAUCCUGAACUGCUUGCGCAAAAGAAAAAUCAUUGUAUGAUUUGUGCUCCCCUUACUACACCACAGAAUAUUGGCGAGUUGCGUACAACGAAGUUCUUCACCCCGUUGGCUACACAAUGUGGUAAUGGACACAAAAGCAACCCAUGA